Molecule: messenger RNA, 2515 nt
Organism: Mytilus californianus (California mussel)
Lineage: Eukaryota; Metazoa; Mollusca; Bivalvia; Mytilida; Mytilidae
Exons: 6
Coding region: 73-1125 (350 amino acids)
Source: RefSeq, a predicted model, not a curated record
AUCAUCGGAAAUUUAGGGCAUAAUUUAUCAUCUGUACUUCAUCAAUAUUGAUACGAACAACAACCCAAAAAUAUGGCCGACGAAACAGAUGUCCCUCCCUUGGAGGACAUGUCUGAUUUGUUACAGAAAGUUCAGAUAAUAAAAGAACAAAGAACAAAGACAUCUUCACAGAACAAAGGAAAAACAGAAAAGAACAUUAUUUCAAAUGGACACUGUACAGUAUCAGACAAAUACAUGGCACCUGUCAAUAAACCAGCACAAAUUCAAUCAAAGCCUGAAAACACAGUACCAAAAUCAAACACAAAACCAUCAGCAACAGUAUCUGAAUCAUCCUCUGGAUUUGGAGGCAUGAAAAAAGGAUUUAUGUUUGGUGGAGGAUCAUCAAAACCCAAAUCAUUUCAAGAAAAAACAAAAGAAGCAUCUGUACCAUAUGUAAAGAAAAAGGAGGAAUCACUGAAACUUGAUGAAGUACAGCAAGCUAUGAGUGAUACCAUAACAAGCAAGAAAGAUGAAUGGAUGACAGAUGAUUUACUAAGUAAGGUAGAAAAAAAUGAAUCACUUCUAAAGAAACUACAAGAUCCUAGGUUUAUGGAGGCAGUGAAUAUGUUUCAGACAAACCCAACUGCUGCCAUGGAUAGAUACAAAAAUGAUAAAGAAACACAAGAUGCAUUUAUGCAGUUUUGUGGAUUUAUGGGAAAUCAUUUCACAAACAUUGCUGACAAAGAUGAUAAAACAGAAGAGAAGACACCACCACCAAAACCAUCACCAAAGAUAAUAGAGGAAAUAGAUCCCACAGACAGUAAUAAAUACGUCCCUUCAAACCCGCCAUCUGCUUCAGAAAGGGGGACAAUCCUUACAAGACAGUCACAAGGUGGUGCUGACAUGUCUGUUAGAAGUUCAACCAACCCUAAACAGGCUACAGCAGAAGAUGAGAACAAAAUGCAAGAGAUUCUCUCUCAACCAGAUGUGAUGGAAGUUCUAAUGGAUCCUUGGAUACAAAAUUUAUUUCAUGUUUUAAGAACUGACCCAGGAAGUGGACAAAGGAUGUUAUCAGAUGCUGACAGUGAGAAGAAAAAGGAAAUAAAGAAACUUGUAGAUGUUGGAAUGUUGCAGUUUCAGACAUGAUUUGAUGCAACCUAGAUUUUAUAUAUUCCAAAAAUCAUUCUAUUAAACCAAAAGGAGUUGGUAUGAAAUUCAAAAGUGGCAAUCCAAAAAGAAAAUAAAAGCUUUGUAUGAGGAGAAAAUUGAACAUCCAAACAUUGUUCUUAUAAACAAAAAGAAGUUGAUACGAAAUACAUAUGUAUCAAAAGACUCAUACAAAAUUUGUGUGGAACAACUUUCAUCAAAACAACAAUAAUCAUUUUAUAUAUAUCAUGCAAAUUAAUUGAUGUGAGAACUUUUGAAUGCCAUGUUAAUGCCAUGAAAUGAGUUGUAUUAAUUAAUAUUUUAACAAUGUCAUAGAUUGUAUCAUUCAACUUAACUGCAAAAAUCUGUGAUUGAACCAUCCAAAAUUAAAAUAAUUUGAAAAUAAGAAGAUGUGAUAUGAUUUCUAAUGAGACAACUUAGCACAAAGAGACCAAUCUAUGUAGAAGUUAGCAACUAUAGAUCACUGUAUGGCCCUCAACAAUGAGCAAAACCCAUACAGCAUAAGUGAAGUGGACAAACAAACAAUUUUAUAUAUAUCUGGCUGUAUCUUCAUCAUAACCUCUAACUAAAACCACUCAACUAUUGACUAUUUUUGUCUCGCUUCAACGAAGUUGAAAAAAAGCAAGACUUCACUGUACUGUUCCGGGCGGCAGAGGUGUCAGGUGACUGUCAACAAUGUAUUAGUUUGUGAUUAGUUAUCAAAGGUACCAGGCUUAUUAUUUAAUACGCCAGACGCGUUUGUGAUUAGGUCAGUUUAUAAGGAACCACUAGUGGUAGCCCCAUGAUAUUUGGUAUGAAGUUUUCUUAGCAUUGACACAAACAGAUUUCCAUGGAGAUUCUUUAGCUGCACCUACACAGACAUAGUCUGUUGACUUUGAAACUUUUGCUUAGUUUACAUGUAUUGAUUUGUGAUUGUCAGUUUAUUGGGAACGAUGCUGUCCUGCACUCAUAUAUUGCUUUACUUCAUGGACGAUUUCAUACAGCAGCAUCAUAGACCUUACAGGAACACCCUAUCUUGUGCAAUGCCAAGUACAAAUUGUACAGAAUUACAAAGCAGAAAAAAAUUAAAGAAACAUUUAAAGGGGUUGCUUCAAACUUCAAAUACAAGACGAAAUGAUUGAUCAACAUUGUUAUUAUAACCAUGAACAAUAAGUCUUUUAAACCAGAAAGAAAAAUUUGAAAGUCAAUUCAUUAACUAGUUAGUUUCAUGAAUAAUUGUAACUGUAAAAAGCUGGUUGUGAAAUGCAACAUUAUUUAGAAUUUCAGCCUUUGAAAUCAUACUUCCACAAUUAAUCUCUGUAUAUUUUGAUAAAAUAAAAAGUGCAUGGUUCAGAAAAUAUAAUUUAAGAAUAAAAAGCACAAAACAUCA